Molecule: messenger RNA, 9066 nt
Organism: Teleopsis dalmanni
Lineage: Eukaryota; Metazoa; Arthropoda; Insecta; Diptera; Diopsidae
Gene: tud
Product: maternal protein tudor
Exons: 10
Coding region: 627-8255 (2542 amino acids)
Source: RefSeq, a predicted model, not a curated record
CUUUAUCUCCGCACGAGUGCAGUCGUGUAUUUUCUCUGCGGCCAUAUAAAUUUUAUGAUUCGUUUAAUAUAAAUAGAAAAUUUGUAAAACUUAUUUAUAUACGAACUUUUAGGAUAUUUGCAAUUAUUUGCAAAUUUCCCGAAAUGCUUAUACAUUAAUAUUGCAAAAUAUUAAUUACUUUCUCAAUUGUAACGUAAGACUGAUUUGCCAACGGAGCGCUAAGGCAAAUUGCGUAUUCGCUAAAAAUUUUUCUUUAGUGUUUUUUCAAAUAUAAAAAAGUUAUAUUAUGAACGGAAAGUAGAGUUUUUAUUGUACAAAGUGCAAAUUCUCUUUUUGCUUUACGAACAUUUGAAAUUUUUGUUAAAUAUUUUAAUAAUUGUUCGAAACUGCAAUAAUUGAAUUGGAGAAAACGACGAACAGGAGGAAGUAGCAAAGAAGAAAAGACGUAGGAAAGAGGGCGUGAUAUAUUCUGCCUCGAAUAUUAAACAAUAAAAAUACCAGGCAGCAUAAAGGCAACGAUUUUAAAUUAAAGCUUUCUCAUUCUUGGAAAUGAAAAAGCAUUUAGUCAAAUAACUUACGAAAUUGUUUAUAGAAACGCGUCGAUAAAAAUUGUUUGCUACACAAUUAUGGAGUCCAAAAACGAAACAUCACUUCUUUCAUGUGACAUUAAUUUUAUAUCAGACAAAUCCACAUUGUUUGUUACAAAUUUGGACAAGUACGGUCCGUAUCUUCGAUUUUCCGGUUACCGCAAUCCAGAAGAUUUACAUCAAAUAACAUCAAAAUUAAAAGCAGUGGUUGCUAAUUCAUUACCUAUUGAUUCAUCAUGGCAUCUAUCGCGUCAAGAGGAAUUAUUUCGUCCUGACAAGUUGUUUAUAUAUAAAAAAAUUGUCGAUAAAACUGCAACUGAGGUUGAUAUAAAACGUGUACGCAUAAAAAGUACUAAAAUAAACAAUAAUAAACUUGAAAUCGAGGCAGACUUUAUCGACUAUGGCUACACUUCAAAUGUGUUUAGCAACGAUCUACUUAUGCCAAAUUACCCUGAAGCAUUACAAAAUAUACCUAGUACUUGUGUGCAUUAUAUUAUGUUAGGUAUAUGCUUAGAUUGGACCAAAUCACAAUUGCAAGAGUUAACAGUAAUGGUUAAACAUCAAACAAUAGAUAUACAUGUAUCAGCAGAGUAUAAAGAUGUUAAAUUUAUCACUAUAAAAUGGAAAGGAUUUGAAUUACCACAGUACUUAAUACAUCAUAAAAAAAUGGGGGCACCUAUUGUUAACGAAUUAUUGUUUGAAAAUUUUAAAAAGAUAUACAAUGAAAUUCCAUUUUUCAAUAGUAAAAUAACUGUUCAAAAUGAAAAUAGUAGUUGUAAUAAUAACAAUUAUAUUGCAAAUAACAAUAAUGUUUAUAAUGUUGGAAAGAUAAAAGUAGCAAAAACUAAUAAUACUAACCCAAACAUGUUAGAUUAUUCAACGCAUCAUCAAUAUCAACAUCAUGGUUUUUCUGCUCGUUCACCAUAUCCUCCAGUACCUAUGCAACUAUAUAUGAAAGCGGCCAUAAAUAAACGAAAUGAGAUAGUAUAUGGAAGACAACAAUGGAUGCAACCAAUGCGUUUUUAUUAUCCAAAUUUUCAAAUAUCGAAUAGCGAACGGUACCCACCACCAGAACCAAUAAGAGAUGUAUAUGAAGUACAAAUAUCAGAUAAUACACAUAUGAAUUACCAGCGUCGAAACAAUUCCCAUCUUAAAAGGGAUGUGGCACAAAUAAUUUCGGCUGCUACUAAUAAACCUCUACACACUAAACAGUCGGCAUUCACGUGUACAAAUCUUCUUGUUGGAACAAGUUAUAAUGUUUCCGUUAGUUUUGUCGAAAACGGGCCUUGUUUGUUUUGUGUACAACUGGCUGAAAAUGAAGCAAAUCUAACAAACAUGAUGAAUCAAAUCGAAAGUAUAAAUCAUAGACGUUUAUCAGUCGAACCUACAUUAGGAACAACAUGUAUUGCUCGUUACGCUGAAGAUGGUCAAUUCUACCGAGCUCUUGUCAUUGGUGUACAAAAGUUUGGAUACAAAGUAUCUUAUAUUGAUUAUGGUAACUCGGCACUAGUAAAUAUCAAUGAUAUGUAUGAAAUUCCUGACAUUUUUCUGCAACAUGAACCAUAUGCUAUGAAAUUUUCAUUAUCGUCUAUUCAUGAUCUGGAGCCCAUAGAUGAAAGCUUAAAAAAAUCGUUCAAGGAUCUAGUUUUAUAUAAGAACUGUGCAUUAACUGUUAUGCCAGUUGAAGGUCCGCCUCUAAUACAGUUUUGUGAUUUAUACAUAGAUGGUAAAAGUGUAUUUAAAAUUUUAAAACAAAUACAACAGUCGCGUUUGGUAUAUCCGCCGGCCGAAAAUUUAGAACAUAAAGAAAUGGUUGAAAUUCGAUAUAUAGAAUCGCCAAAAAAUUUUUAUGUACAAAAAAUUUCAAAUAUAAAGAAAUUUGAAAAACUAAUGGAUGAAAUGUUCGUGUAUUACAACACUAAUCAAAAGAUACCAAUUCCUCUCAUAUUGGGUGCGCCCUGCAUAGUUAAAUACGAAAACGAGUGGUAUCGUGCUGAAAUUAUGCGUAUUGAUGAGAAGGUAAUUGUUGUUCGUCAUGUAGAUUUUGGUUAUGAACAAACGGUACAAAUAAAUCUUUUAAGUACCAUUGCUGAAGAACAUUUGAAACUUCCACGACAGGCUGUACAAUGCUGUCUUAAAGGUUUUGAAAAAACUGAGUUGAUUAAAGAGAACCUUAUAACGCAAUUCGAAAUGUUAGCGGAGGAAACUAAUAGACAUAGACGUUCGUUUACUGUGCAUGUAUUUCGUAUUGAACCUAGCGGCGUGAAUAUGGUAAAUUUAACAUCUAAGGAACUUAAUGUUAUGAAAAAGCUUUACAAACUCAACAUACCGUUUGAGAGAUAUUUAACAUUCGAAAAAGAAGGGUUGCUUCCAAAAACUAAUAAGCAAAUAAAUCAGAAAAAUUAUAAUGUAUCAUCCGUUGCUUCAUCGAGCGAUAUUCAUUCGUCAAUAUCUUCAGAUAAAAAAGGACAUGUAUUAACUUCAACAGCAUUAUUAAGUGAAAAGCAGAUCCAAGAAGAAGAAUAUGAGCAAAAGCAACUAGGCCAUCCUAAACAAAAUAAAGUUAACAUACAUCAACGCAAAAACUUGAAAAAUAGUAAUAUUAGUGAUUGUGAAAAAUAUAGCAAUAGCAGUUCAAAUGAUAAUAGGUCAAAAAAUAAUUCUCAGCACUCUAAAAAUCAUAAUAAUGUGAAUGAAUUUUCCAAUGAGAUCCGGAAUAAAAAAACUCAACUAGAUUUAAACAACAAAGCUCAUGAGCACAAUGGUUUUAUAAAAGACGAAAAACAUCGAGCAAAAACACAAGCAACUGGACGUUCACCGAACUCAUCACAAGGUUCUUCACAAAGCAAAAAACACGCAAAACAAACAUCACCAUCUGAUUAUUGUAUAGAACAAAAGAGAGUUGAAGAAUUUAUGAGUCUUGACUUCUCAUUCCCUACAGAAAAUAUAAACAUCCCAAUGGAAGCAGAAGUUAUUAUUUCUUGGUGGGUUUCCCCGCAUCUGUUUUACGUGCAAUUUAAAUCUACAAUUGAAAAAUUUAACAAAUUAUUAACUGACAUGAUUGGCUUUUAUAAAAAUAUGCCGAUUCAUAGUCUUCGAUGGAAAAGUGGAAAUUCUGUAAUUGUUCGAGGGCGUAAAGACAAUCUAUUCCAUCGUGCACGUAUUAUAUCUGCUACUCCAAUGCUACGAAGAUAUAAAGUAUUUUGUGUUGAUACCGGGAAUAUUAUUUCUGUUGGACCAGAUGAUAUUUUUAAAGUUGAAAGACGAUAUUCCGAUAUACCCUGCAUAGCUCACGAGUGUGCAUUGCAAAAUAUAUUUACAAUAAGCGACAAAUAUAUUAUAUUACAAGAAGUAAAAAAUAUGUUAACAAAAAAUCCGAAAGUUAUGUGCAGCUUUAUAAAACACAAACAAGGAAAAAAUGUUGUCAACAUAAAAGUGAAUAAUGUCUCACUUAGAAAUUCUCUAAAAGAUAAAGAUUUUAUAAUAGAUAAUCCUGAUCUGGCUAUAAACCUUUUAAAAAGUCAACAGAUACGUGUAAAAAUUUGUCAAGUUAAUAGUUUGUCCAGCUUUAAAAUACAGUUGGAUCAUACUGAUCCACAAAUACAGGUGACAUGUUCUUAUUUUGAUACAAAAUAUAUGAAUUCAAAUAGAACCCUAGAUGAUAAAUUUAGAGAAUUUUACAAAAGUAAAACAUGCGUGGUAGAAGUUGUAAAUGUCGACGAUCACAAUGUAUGCUUCUUGCGACCUCUGGUUCCAUUAUUUAAACCAGAUAUUCAAACUUAUAUAUGUACAUAUCCCAUUGUAAAAAAAUAUUAUGAUGCUCGUGUUGUGCAUAUCAAUAGUCUUAACCGCUUACAUGUCCACUGUGUUGAGCAUGAGAGAGAAAUAAAAAAAAUGUCUGCUGAAUUGUUCGAAGCUUAUGAAGAAAAAGGCGAACUUUUAUCAAAUUUUGGUGUUGAUCAAAUAUGUGCAGCAAAAUCUUCAAAUGGAAAUUGGUGCCGGGCACGUAUAGUUUCAACACUUAAAAAAACAGUGGAGCUGUUUUUUAUAGAUUAUGGUUACACAGAAAUACGUGAAAGAAACUCUGUUAAAAAGCUGGAUAAACAAUUUUAUGUUAAUAAAUCCUCGUAUGGAAUAGAAAUAAACCUACCAGUUAAAUUAUCAGAAACGAUAAGUGAUGCAAAAAAGAAUGAGUGCUUGAUUAAAAUGCAAGAUAUAUUAUUGAAUAAAAUAAUAAGUUUUGAACCUAUCGAGAUCCGAAAAAAUCGACUAAUUGCGCAAUUAAUUUUAGAAGAGAAGUCAGUAAUAGAAAUUUUGAAAUCUCUCCAAUUGAUUGAAGCAGAAAGUUUGGAAUAUGUUCAGAAUUUAAUUAAUAAAGAAAAAUCAAACAAAUUUAUUUAUAUAGAAACAGUUGAUUUGACACAAGAUGAAUCAGAUACUGAUGGAGCAGGUUCAGAAAAGAAAACUGUACAAUCUGUGGGAGAACCAGAAGCAAUUAAGAUGACUAAAAAUAUAAAUUUAACUAAAGGUUGUGAUGAUAUUACAAGAACUCUAUUUAAUCCAGUUGAAGAUGUGGUACCGAAUGAACCAUUAUAUAUACCAAAUAAAGUCUUGUAUACCAUAAAACAAGAUUCAAUUAUUAAGAAACCAGAAAUAAAUAUUAAACCAAAAAAUAAUCCCUAUGAAAAUAUGGAGCAGGGACAACUUGCUCACUGUGAUAAUCCUACGCAAUUUUAUAUACAUCCAAAAUGCAAUCUUGAAACACUGCGAAACUUACAGGAGAAUUUACAAAUUAUAUCAGCAUCUUUACCACCAUUAAUGCGUAUAAUGGAUGGCGCGAAUUGUAUUUCAUUUUACUCAGUGAACAAACAAUAUUAUAGAGCAAAAAUAAUUGAUUCUGAACUAAUGGUAAUUAAGUUUAUUGACUAUGGUAACUCUGAUUGUGUUACUGACACAACUGAUGUUAAAGAAAUGAGUGUAUUUCCCGAUAUGGAUCCACUUUGUAUUCCAUGUGCUUUACCAAUAAAACCAAAAGGAACAACAGAUUGGGUUGACGCAGCUAACUCUAUUUUUAAUGAUUCCUAUAAUAAGUUAAUAUAUUAUAAGUUUUUAACUCACGGACAUGAAAAAAAUAGUCGAUAUAUUGAUCUAUAUAUAGAUGAUGUAAACGUCGCCGAAAAACUUAUAGAAGUUGGUUAUGCUGUUCCGUUGGUAGUUGUAACAUCAAAAGAGUUAUGCUAUAUAUCGCAUAUAAAUAAUAUAUCAGAUUUUUAUAUACAAUAUGCAAAAGAUCGUAAAACUUUGGAACUGAUUGAAAUGUUCUUGGCUGAUUAUACAGCUUUGCUAGAAGUAGAAACAUUUGAGAGGGAUAAAAUUGUAGCUGCGCUCUUUCCAGAAGAUGGAAUGUGGUAUAGAGCCAAACUGUUGGAAGAAACUGCUGAUAAAAGCUAUAAGGUGUUGUUUAUUGAUUAUGGAAAUACGUGCAUUACACCACAGUGUCGUAUUGUAUCAGAUACAGUUUCGAAAGUACCAUCGUUAUCAAUAAAAUGUUCUCUGCUAUCUGAUAAUAGUUUUAUUUGCUCUGAAGCCACUGAACAAAAGUUUGCAGAUUUAAUUACUAUCGGUCAGAAUGAAUUUACAAUCGAAUUAAUUGAGCCUGCAGUUGAUCACGCUAAAGUUAAUUUGUUUGCAGGCGACCGGAAUAUAAAGGAGGAACUCGAAAUAUUUGACAAGCAGAAUAAUUUAUCGGGAUUAGAAUCAAACGCUGCAUUAAGCACAAGGCGUGUGUCACGUGAGUGUGUCACACUUGCAGAUCCGACUAACUCCGAUAUCGGUGAAACUAAUGUACAUAAAAACACUGAAUGUUAUCCACAACCAUAUGCCACCCCUAAAAUUUCCAAUAAUCUUGAGCCAAGUAACUGUCUUUUAAAUCCGAUUAGUAUGGCUGGAACCGUAUCACAUAUAAAUUCAAUUUAUAGUUUUUAUGUACAAACCAAUGAGAAUUUUCUACGGGUUAAAGAAAUGUCAGAAAAUCUUAAAUUAUUAGCACGGGAUUCAAUGCAGGUACUAGAAAUUGGCGAACUGUGUGCAGCCUAUUACGAUAAGAAUAACACAUUACGUCGUGCGCGUAUUUUGGAAAUAUUACCCAAUUCUGAAUACAGAGCACGCGUACAGUUUAUUGAUUAUGGUAAUUGCGCUGAGAGCAGUGAUAUUCGAAAUCUCCCACAACGAUUUAAGCAAUUUCAAGAAUUAUGUAUGCAUUGUAAAUUGAAUAAUGCAGAUAUGUUGCAAAAUGUUAAUAAUUCGGCAGAUAAAAUGUUUAAAAACCUAACUAAGGCGUGUAAUAGAAAUGUCAAAAUUGAAUAUUCCAAUGCAGACGAUAGGCCAAUUGCAGUCCAAAUUUACUCAGCCGAAACUGAUGACAAUUUAAAUAGCCAAUUGGAAGGAAUAUUAAAUAAAUCGCAAAAAUUUAUCGAACAAACAGCAAAACCUAUUGAUGCAGAACAAAAAGUGGUCCGCACUAUUACCAAAGCUGAGUCAACAUGCCACAUUACACACGUAGAAUCGGCAACAAGCUUUUAUAUUCAGCUGGCAUCAAGCGCAUCGUAUUUAGAACUAAUAACGGCACGUCUUGAAAAAUCUAUUGCUGAUAAAUAUGACCUUGUUACUGUGCUUGAGAAUGGAAAAAUUUGCUGUGCUUUUAUAGCAGAAGACGAUUUAUACUAUCGUGUUAAAAUUGAAUCUGUUUCUUCUGAAAAUAUCAGAAUAUUUCUAAUUGAUUAUGGCUACCACAUGAUUGUAACACAACUACGCGAAUUACCUAGCGAAAUAGUUGUAAUCCCUCCAUUAGCGUUGCAUUGUACAUUGAAUGUAUUACCAGAAGCACCAACCGAACAAAUUGACAAAUGCUUCCAUUCACUUGUCGAACAACAUUUUGGCGAUUUUUUUCAGAUUGGUGCAAAUAAAAAGGAUGAGACGACAGGCAAGCAUGUGGUUAAGCUACAAACCAAUUAUAAGGAUCUAGCAGAUGAGUUAGCAGAAUUAGUUAGCCAUAGUGAUAAAAAUAUGAAAGCAGUAUCUACGAUGCCUGUACUGCACGAAUGCAUCGUUAUAUUCGUGAAUUCCAUAAAUUCAUUUUACAUACAACUUAAAAAAGAUAUACCAGCAAUACAACGUAUUACUGAGAAGUUGGCUUUUGCGGAAAAAGAAUUCAAACUAAUAACUGAAUUGAAAGUUGGUAUGAUUUGUGCGGCGUUGUUCCCUGGUGAUUUAUCCUAUUAUCGUGCCAAAAUUGUAAAAGUGCUCGAGAACGGCAAGUGUGAAGUACAUUAUUUAGAUUUCGGAAAUAAUGCCGAAUGCGAGACAUGCUACGCUUUACCUGAAAGUUUAAUUGAAGAACAACGCUAUAGUAAGCAUUGCAGUCUCGAUGAAGAUUUUACUGCGAGGGAUGAAGUUAGCACAGAGUUUCAAAACUUUGUUACGUCUAACUUCAGUCAAACAUUCCAAGUGGAGUUUCUGAAGACAACAGAAGAUCCAUAUAUAUGUCGGAUGUUCUUCCAAAAAAAAAUUUUGGCUGCAGAGUUGUUGAAGCUUAUCAACAAUGAACGAAAUAAUGAAAAUAUUGGACCAAAAGUAGCAGACACCGCUACAAUCCGUCCAAACGUCUAGAAGAACUGCUUUAAAUCUGAACAACUAGAAGUAAAGCAAGAUUUAGCUAACUUAAAAUAUUAAAUUUUAUUUAUAUGUAGUAUAUUAUAUACUAAUCAAAUUAUGUUUUAAGCUAAAUCUUAAUAAUAAAAUAAACUUGCUAAAGGUUUUUUAAAAAAAUCUCCCUUUUUGAAUGUUAAAAUUAUUGGUGAUAUUCGAUAAAUUUUAUAACGAAAAAUAAAUACGAAAAAUAAGUUUUUUUUAUAACUAAGUUUUUAUAAAAGCGGUUGUCAUAUUGAAACAAUCAUUAAGUUGUAAAUUAAAUUAAAAAUUUUAUGAAAUUGUCCUGAUGUCCUUUAAGGAUUUUAAUUAUAUAAAUUUUAUUUAAAAUCAAAAUACAUUGUAUUAUUUUGGGCACUGAUUAAAACAAAACAAAAAAAAAAAUUAAAUAUUUGUAAAACGAAUUCCAAAUGUGCUAAAACGGAAAUAAGAAAAAAAAAAACAAAAAAAAAUUGUAAAAAAUGAUAAAAUAAAAAAAAAUAAGUAAAAUAUAAAAAAUUCACAAAAAAAAAAUACUUGCAAAUAAAAAAUUAUAUUUGUUCAAGUAUGAAAAACUUAGUCAAACUAACAAAAAUUAAAUACGCGAAAAUGUAAGUGAGAUUGCUCAAUUUACGAAGAAAUUUUGAAAACUGAAUUUAAAAUGCUCAUGAGUUAAAAACUAUAAAGAAGCAAAAUUUAAACGUUAUGAAUAUCAGAAAACACAGAACAAUAAUUUAUAAAGUUUCUAUACAGAAAAAUUAAUAUUGAAUAUUUUAGUAGUUUUUGUUUGUAU